AUCAAAGCUUUUUCAAAACCCGACGCCAUUGAAAUAGAAACAGCAGAAGAAGGAAACACGAUGAGCGGUUCUUUGCGUAGAUUCGGUAGCAUCUCCCGCCUGUUACAGAAACAAUCCGACUUAACCGGCCCGAUCAACAGAAUCCAUUCGUUUCUCAGGAACCAAACGCAGGCUCAAACCAGGGAGUAUUUCCGGUUCCCGAGCGUGGUAAAGAAAGUGAGAGAGUAUGAGAUCCCUCAUUCGCUUUUGACUUCUCCGUUUUCUUCUUCUUCGUCUUCAGCGGCGUCGUUUGGGAAGGUUGGGUUUGUUGGAUGGUAUUUAGGAAUGGUGAAAUCGUGGCCCGUUUUAACUAAGAGCGUUACUUCCUCGGCUAUUUAUAUAGCUGCUGAUUUGUCUUCUCAGACAAUUUCAAUGUCGCUGGCGGAUCCUUACGAUUUGGUGAGGAUGUCACGCAUGGCUGGAUAUGGAUUGUUGAUAUUAGGGCCGUCUCUGCAUUUCUGGUUCAACUUGAUGUCGAAGCUCUUUCCGAAGAGGGAUUUGAUCACUACUUUCAAGAAAAUGGCCAUGGGGCAGCUCAUUUUUGGACCUGUCAUGACGGUUGUUUUCUUCUCGUUGAAUGCUCGCCUACAAGGUGAAAGCAGUGAAGAAAUUGUUUCCAGGUUAAAGCGAGACUUGCUUCCUACAAUGUUAAGUGGUGUGAUGUACUGGCCGUUUUGCGACUUCAUCACUUUCAGGUUCAUCCCAGUUCAUUUGCAGCCGCUGGUGAGCAAUUCAUUUUCAUAUUUGUGGACUGUCUACAUGACAUACAUGGCAAGUCUAGAGAAACCGGUCUCAGCUACCUGCUGAUUGAUUUGCUACCAUCAGUUCUCUCGCGUUCAAGAUCCGGCUUUCUACAACAGAUUGAAGAUAGGACAAAAAAAUAUUAACUCACCGGAAUCCGGUCCUUAUAGUCUUCGUGCAAAGAUAUGCUUAGGGGUAAAACACUAAAACUGGAAGGGAUGAAUCAAGUAGGGAAUCAUUAUUUUUUGUUUUGAAAUUUUGUUUCCUUCU
Molecule: messenger RNA, 1050 nt
Organism: Hibiscus syriacus
Lineage: Eukaryota; Viridiplantae; Streptophyta; Magnoliopsida; Malvales; Malvaceae
Product: PXMP2/4 family protein 4-like
Exons: 4
Coding region: 61-846 (261 amino acids)
Cellular component (GO): cytoplasm; membrane
Source: RefSeq, a predicted model, not a curated record